Molecule: messenger RNA, 1026 nt
Organism: Pocillopora meandrina
Lineage: Eukaryota; Metazoa; Cnidaria; Anthozoa; Scleractinia; Pocilloporidae
Source: the annotation of a GenBank genome assembly
AAUUCUACUGUAGAACCAUAUUUCACACCAAAUUCUACAGUCCAAGAGGAAAUGGCAAACGGUUUAUCAUUGAACUCACUCAUGGGAAUAUUCUUCAUGUGUUUUUACAUUGUAGUGUAUUCAACCUCGAGUUUAGGGAACGUAGUGGUGUUGUAUAUCUGCGCUAAAAAUAGUCGAAACACAGCCUUUCAACCUACUCGCACAGCAUUUUUCAAUCUUUACAUCGCCAAUCUCGCCAUUGCGGACCUCCUUUUCACGCAGUUGACGAUUUUUGACGCUGUUUACGCGAUUCUCUACGAGUGGACCACAGGAGCCAUUUUGUGCAAACUUCAGGGAUUCCUUGUCGAGUUAUGCUACUCCGCUGGUAUACUCACUCUUAUAGCAAUCAGCCGCGAGAGGGUCAAGUCAAUCUCGGAUUUACGGAUAAAAUCGCGCAUUCAGCGAGUCAAAGAAAGACGAUCUCGCUCCAUAAUCGUGUGGAGUCUGGCCAUACUGCUAUGCUCCCCUCUUCUCUACGCGUACAAUUUGACGGAAGAAACUUCAAACGGUAACAGCGUCAUACGCUGUUUAAACGACGCAUGGUCGCACCUCGGAAGGCGAAUUUAUUACAGUUUAACCGGGGUUAUACUAUUCUUUACUCCUCUUUUAAUAAUGAUAUGGACGCAGUUGAAGAUCAAACGCGUUUUUAAAUCGCAGGUCGCACCAAAUCAACAAAUCGCUCUUUCAAUGCGAGCGCGCCAAAGAAAAGCUAGUCGAAUGUUGGGAGUAGUCACGAUAGUCUUUUUCGCGUUUUGGUCUCCUUUCGUUUUCACUCGAACACUUCGUUAUUUUAACUGGUAUGAAGGGGAAUUAAUUUGGAGACUAAGCCAGUUACUAACCAUAGCUUCUGCUGCGGCAAACCCUUUCAUUUAUAGUUUUUACAGCACACAUUUCAGGCUGUGUAUAAAGAGGUUUCUAACUUGUAGAUGUGGGCUAAUGGCUGCAGUUGACACUGGGGACAAUUCUACUGUGAAUUCUCUGUAUUAA